This is a messenger RNA of Pochonia chlamydosporia 170, 1629 nucleotides long. RefSeq lists its product as hypothetical. NCBI's taxonomy places the organism in Eukaryota, Fungi, Ascomycota, Sordariomycetes, Hypocreales, Clavicipitaceae. Gene Ontology annotation, biological process: carbohydrate metabolic process. The transcript is spliced from 3 exons. The coding region runs from base 1 to 1629 and encodes 542 amino acids. The record is from RefSeq and is a predicted model, not a curated record.
AUGAUGGUGUCAGGCAGGCUAUACGCGGUGCUGUGGGCCAUCAUUCACCUAGCUACAGCUGGGGAAUGGCCGCCCCAGCUUCCACUUCGCGAUGCAGAAGAUGCUUGCCCUGAUUAUGCCUUAUAUGCCUCCUAUCCACACAAGCCGUUGAGCACCGGGCCGCUCGCGCUCCCAUUUCAGAGACCAGACCGGCGAUGUCGGACGUUUCAUUCCGAUGAAAUCGAAAGAGUUAUCAAAGAUAUCACCACUCGCAUGCAGAAUCGGGACCUCGCUAGGUUGUUCGAGAACGCGUUUCCUUCAACAACCGAUACCACCGUCAAAUUUCAUACCAAGGGUAGAGAUACAGGCUUCAUGCGAUUCGGUGGAUCUCGAACUGCCCUAGAUGAUGGUGCCUGGCAAGGGCGUCAUUCAUUCAUAAUUACGGGAGAUAUUAUUGCUGAAUGGCUGCGCGACUCGACCAACCAACUUCGUCCAUAUCAGGCGCUGGCAAAGAAGGAUCCUGCCAUUUUCGACUUGAUAUUAGGUGCUAUCAAUACACAAGCGGAAUACGUUAUUGAGGCACCCUACUGCAACGCCUUUCAGCCUCCUCCAAUUAGUGAUCUUCCCAUAACCUCCAAUGGACAAGAUGAUGUGGUUCAUCCAGUGUACGAGCCUAGCGCCGUAUUCGAGUGCAAAUAUGAGCUUGACUCACUAGCCCAUUUUUUGGCGCUUGCGAACGACUUCUACGAACACACAGGCUCGACAGAUUUCUUGAACGAUCGAUGGUAUCUCGCGGUGGAAACUCUCCUAAAAGUCUUGGAAGAACAAUCAAAGCCCACCUUUGAUGCCGAGACGGGAGACUAUCUAAAAAAUGACUACACAUUUCAACGAUGGACAAACAUUGGUACGGAGACACUCAAUCUGCAAGGAAACGGCAAUCCGCUCAACCUUGGCACUGGGCUCGUUCGCUCUGCAUUUAGACCUAGUGACGAUGCCACGAUUCUAGGGUUCUUUAUUCCUGCUAACGCGAUGAUGUCUGUUGAGCUUCGCCGGGCCUCCAAGUUUGUUAAAGAUGCCGGAAAGCCAUCUCUGGCCAAAAAACUGCAAAAAUGGGGCGAAUCCUUACAUUCUGCGAUCAUGGAGCAUGGCGUUGUCACUCAUAAGUCGUAUGGCCAAGUCUUCGCCUACGAAGUUGACGGAUAUGGCUCUGCAAUUUUGAUGGAUGAUGCAAAUUACCCGUCUCUCCUAGCCUUACCCCUAAUGGGAUUUUGCGAAACCGAAGACGUGAUUUAUAAGAACACGAGAAAAAUGGUGUUAGAAAAGUUGGGAAAUCCCUACUACCUGACAGGCAACGACUUUGAGGGUAUCGGUGGGCCGCAUAUCGGACUGCAGAAUGCAUGGCCAAUGAGUCUUCUUAUCCAAGCACAAACCUCAGGGGACGAUGAGGAAAUCAAGAAAUGCAUUGAUCUAGUUCUAAAAUCGUCAAAGCUGGGUCUGGUACACGAAAGCGUAAACGUGAACUACGCCAGGCAGUACACAAGAAGUUGGUUCGCCUGGGCGAAUGGUGUCUUCGCGAACACGAUUCUUGACCUAGCGAAGCGUAAGCCGUACCUAAUUUUUGGUCCUGAGGCAUCACCAUACGAACCAUGA